AUGUCGGGCAUCGAAAUCGCGGGCUUUGCCUGGGGUGUCGCUGUGGCCGUCGAAGGUCUGAUCGAGACGUUGGUUGAGGGCAUCAAACACACCACGCAAUUUGGGUCGGGGAUAGAACGUGCCCGGCUGGCGCUGAGUCUCGAGGCCACCUCGUUUCGCUCAAUAAAACGGGUUCUCUUCGGAACGGCCGACUCGCCUACACCAGGCCGCCUCUUCUCUCUGUCCGACCUCCAGACCCAGAUUGACCUUCUCAACGUGCUUCGGCUGCUUAAUGAGACCCUCGAAUCCAAGUAUUGCCUGGUGACUUCCAAAUAUAACGCUAGUCGUCCUUCGUUACUUACUGUGUUCGACAAUUCCAUCGCCUUUGGAUCAUAUCACAAUGUUUCGUUGGUGCGAAAACUCCGAUGGGGAUUUAGUGAAAAGGCGAAAACCGAGGGAGCAGUUCAGGAGUUGCGCAUUUGGAACGAAAGACUCUUACGAAUCAUCCAAUCGCAGAUGGUUGAUCAACAGUUGUCCGGACAGAUUCACGCCAACAGCGGGCGAAGGACGUCUCACUACCUUCAGAUACUGCAACAGACUGAAGAUGCGGCCACUCUCGGCCUGAUAACUGAUAUGCGAUUGCUUAACCUCUCCUUGAGCGACACUCCUGGAGUGGCGAUGGUGGAUCUGGAGCAGCGCGACAAGAAGAGAUACAACACCGCGCAGCUCAUCUCAACCAGCGAGAACAGAAGGCUUGUCAGGAUCGCGAACUCCUAUAUACUCAUCGAACAUAAACCUUUCUUCUCGGAUCAGGAAGGUCGCCCGUCGCAAGUCUCUUGGGAGCGAGCCAACCAGCUGGCAAACAUUCUUCAUGAGGAUAAGCCAGAGCGUUAUUGCAGUCUUUCGUGCCUGGAAUUCUUCGUUGAAGAUGGCCAGUUCGCGUUUUGUUUCAACAUUCCAUCUCAGCAUGAAUACCGCACCCUAAGCCAGCUUCUCUCCCAGUCCAAAGUACCAGCACUGGAGUCGCGAUUCAUAUUAGCCAGAGAGUUGAGUGCAGCACUGUCGCAAUUCCACACGGUGAAGUGGAUCCACAAGUCGUUUCGAAGCAACAACAUACUCUUUUUCCAGGACACGCAGUCGAAGGACACGACUCCUUCGUUCCAUCGGCCCUAUCUUUUCGGCUGGGAGUACGCACGUCCCGAGUCCGGCUUCUCAAGUCGCGUCGACGAGAAGGAUGACAUCGAAGAAAACGUCUAUCGCCAUCCAGAACAAUGGGGACUCCCCACCUCCUCUUUCAAUCGUCUUCACGAUAUCUAUUCGCUCGGUGUCGUACUGCUAGAGAUUGGUCUUUGGAAACCGGUCAUUUCGCUGCACAGAUGGGGUUUCAAGAACGUCGGUCUAGGCAGUGAGGUCAAAGAUUAUCUAAUUGAGUCAGCACGACACCAGCGGUUGCGAGCGGCCAUGGGGGAACGGUACCAAAACCUCGUGCUCAGUUGUCUCCAGGGCUCGUUUGAAUUCUGUGAUCCAACGAUGGGGACAGUUGCGGUGGAGACAUUCAAGAAGGAGGUAAUCGACGUGCUCGAUAGCAUAAUCCGUGGUUUCUUUCAGUAG
Messenger RNA from Aspergillus calidoustus, 1590 nucleotides. Lineage: Eukaryota; Fungi; Ascomycota; Eurotiomycetes; Eurotiales; Aspergillaceae. The record is from the annotation of a GenBank genome assembly.